AAAAGAAAAAUGAAAAAAAGUCUAUACAUUUACCCCAGUUGGCUCUACACAAGCCAUGCACUGAUAAAUACACAUUUACAUUUUCAUCGGAAAAUAUCCCCACUAUGUAGCAGAUCAAAGAAGAAAAAAGAACAGAGAAAAGAAGAAAGAAACGAUAUAUAUAAGACGAAACAUUAUCUUGAGAAUAAUACUGAAAAACAUCAUUGUCCUUUGCUUUUCUUAUCGUUUAUAGAGUCCUACAGGGUGCUCAAUUUUUGUAACCUGUAACCUGCCCUGUAAAAAUUUCGUAACCUGGCCCUGGCCCUGCCCUGUCAGGGCGGGACAGGGCAGGUUAUGUGCACCCUGCAGGAUUCAAACCAAGACUACCAGAAUUAAUUGACGAUUGAUAACAAUCAUUUUUUUUAAUAACCUUCUUUCUAGUUGGUGCUAGCAUUAUUUCUGUUUUAUUGGUUUUUUUUUUACAUAUUUAGUUAAAGAUUUGGUUGGGAAAAGAUAAUUCCUUCUAUUUUCAUAGUGGAGAAAUUUUUUGAGAGUUAUCAUGCGUGCAGGGAAAUUUUUUAAUUUUAGUGCAGAUUCUGCAUCUCUGGAGAUGAUAUACUAUAUAAAUUACCUUAGGAAAAUAUUUAAUAUCUAUUUUUUUAUUAAAUUUUUAAAAAUUAUGACCAGACAUUUUGAUAUACUCUAUAUAUUUGAAUAACAGGAAUUUGAUUUCUACAAUUGUAUAGAAAAAGUUCGAAUUUUCGUUAAAAAUCUGGUAUCCUGUAGCUACGUAACUCGAUAAAAUCUAAAGCAACAAAUGAUGUAUGUAAAGAGUAUAUAUAAUCAUUAUUACUUAAAAUAUUAUCCUUUUAAUUAAUUGAUAUUUGAAUAAGUGAAUGUUAUUCUCUUUUAAACAUAAUUAAAUAGAACUUGUUUUAAAAACUAAUCUCGAAUUCUUUAAUAUAAAUUACUAUAGGAUCAUUCUAAUUACACAAUAAAAAAAAUAAGAGAAUUGUAAAAAUAAUGUAGAAAUAAUAUUCAUUAUAUGUGAAUAGUCUCUACUAAUAUUCGUAUUCGUUCAUUUAGCAAACGUAAAGUAGCAAAAUAUUUAAUAAUUAUUUGUGCUUUUUUUUGGUUAAUAGCAGUUAUAUUUUUUGGUUGGGCACGAACAAUUGAAAAUGGUUCAUGUAAUAUAUUUAAUGAUAUUUAUUCAAUGAUUUAUACAAUUUAUUAUAUGAUAACGGCUGGAAUUCUUCCACCAUUAUUAAUUUUAAUAUUUAGUGCAUUAGUUAUGAAAAAUUUAAAAGAAAUACGAAAUCGUGUUCAACCAAAAAGAGAAGAUCGAGAAAAUCGACAAUCAAUUCAUCAAUUACGAAAACGUGAUAGAGAUUUAAUGAAAAUGGUUUUUAUUGAAGUUAUGUUUUAUGUUAUUAGUACAAUGCCAUUUUCAAUUUAUCUUAUUUAUAAAAUCUUAACAGAUAAUUUAACAAAAACUCGAGAAAGAAAACAAAUUGAAUCAUUUAUUAAUUAUAUUGCACAAUCAUUUAUUAUGUAUUUAAAUACAGCUUUACCAUUUUAUAUUUAUAUAUCAUCAUCACCUUCAUUUAGACGAGGAUUAAGAAGAUUUUUUAUUAAAUUUUAUGCUUGUAUUCGAAGCAAACAAUUAAGACCUGAAUUAGAUGAAUCUGCUCGAACAAUGACAGUACAACAUUAA
Molecule: messenger RNA, 1693 nt
Organism: Rotaria sp. Silwood1
Lineage: Eukaryota; Metazoa; Rotifera; Eurotatoria; Philodinida; Philodinidae
Source: the annotation of a GenBank genome assembly